UUAAAUUUAUUUUUUUGACGACUUUCUUCUCACCAAACAUUUGACGUGCACUAAGAGCCACUAUAAUGGGUCUCCAGGUGUCACCCUAGUCGAGUAUCAUCAUGGCGUCUGCUGUACAAACCUUUACAAAAAUCGGCAAAGUUAUUCGUUUAAAUAGACAUGGAUGCACAAAUCGACCUUUCUAUCAUAUUGUCGUUCAAAAGACAAAGGAUACUCAAGAUGGACCAGUAAUUGAACAGGUUGGCAGCUUUGAUGCAAUGCCCAACAGCCAAAAUGAAAAACUAGUUGCCCUCAACUUGGAAAGAAUUCAGUACUGGCUUGCACAAGGAGCUGGACUUAGUGAUCCUGUUGCCCAGUUGCUUGGCCUCUCUGGAUUCCUUCCAAACCACCCAAGGACCCUAAUUCAAGCAUGGAAGAAUAGACGAGAACCACCCAGAGAAAGAAAAAUCGAAGCUAUUAUAGGAAUUGCUCCACCUCUUGACAAUCCCAAAAUUUAGCAUGUUUCUGUUUCCCAAUUAGUGAAAAUAAAUCAUUUUUGUUAGAACAA
Daphnia carinata is the source of this 547-nucleotide messenger RNA. RefSeq names its product small ribosomal subunit protein bS16m-like (gene mRpS16). Gene Ontology annotation, cellular component: ribosome; mitochondrial small ribosomal subunit. The record is from RefSeq and is a predicted model, not a curated record. Lineage: Eukaryota; Metazoa; Arthropoda; Branchiopoda; Diplostraca; Daphniidae. The transcript is spliced from 3 exons. The coding region runs from base 102 to 497 and encodes 131 amino acids. Gene Ontology annotation, biological process: mitochondrial translation. Gene Ontology annotation, molecular function: structural constituent of ribosome.